AUGAGUUUUCCAAUCCUGGCGCCACACUUGUUGACACACCACUUGCUUCAGAGCGGAAAGAUUAACAUCGACCGAGCUGCUGCAGAGCGCUUCUGGCUGCACUGGAAGCAGGUAAAGGCGCCUUUUAUGGAAGGCUUCGAUUCAACGGAUUUUGUACCACUGGCCAUGUACGGUGAUGAGGCAGAGUAUACAAUAACGAAGGAGAAGAUCUUGGUAUUCUACAUCAGUUAUCCAGUUUUCGAAGGCUCCAAGACUGUAUUUGGAAGUCGGUUUCCAGUGUUCGCCAUCAGAUCUGAGCGUUUGUUUGGAUACGACACGAUCUGGCCAGUGUUUGAUUUCUUAACUUGGAGCAUGAACACGAUGUAUUCGGGAAUUUUCCCUGCAAAGAACCUGGCUGGUGAUGAUUUGUGCAGCUUGGGCCCAAACAUGAGGCCAAACGACCCAAUGUACGACGGUUACAAAUUUCGAUUAGUUGAACUUCGCGGCGAUUGGAAACACCAUGCCCACUGCUUCAAGUUGGUAAACCACUGGUCGUGCAACGACCUAUGUCACUGCUGCAAGGCGUCGAAGACAAAUCGGCUUUAUCCGUACACUGACUUUACACGUCAGCCACUGUGGCUGUCUUCAAUAAGGACCCAUGCUGAGUUUUUAGCAGGACAACUUAAUGAACCGAUCAAUUCACUGAUCUACACGGCGAGGUUUGACUAUAGGUUUAUUCGCUUUUGCUCGGUCCACACGAUACAGCUGGGGAUCGCUCAGUUUUGUCAUGGCGGCUGUUUUUUCGAGCUGUUCAAGGUUGGGUGGUUUGCUGGAGAUGACAAGGCUUCGAAGAUGAGACAUGGUUUCAUUCGUUUCAAAGAGUUUAUCCGGAAACACAAGAUUGAGUGUUCACAGCCCCCGUUCAAAAGCUAUAUGUACGUCACUGCGGGGGAGGAGUACUGUUACUUUGGAAGCAAAGCAUCCUGGCAUCAAGAUGGUUCAUGA
Messenger RNA from Symbiodinium sp. CCMP2592, 984 nucleotides. The record is from the annotation of a GenBank genome assembly. Lineage: Eukaryota; Dinophyceae; Suessiales; Symbiodiniaceae.